Messenger RNA from Penicillium roqueforti, 1104 nucleotides. RefSeq names its product CAZyme family AA3. The transcript has 3 exons. NCBI's taxonomy places the organism in Eukaryota, Fungi, Ascomycota, Eurotiomycetes, Eurotiales, Aspergillaceae. Gene Ontology annotation, molecular function: oxidoreductase activity, acting on CH-OH group of donors; flavin adenine dinucleotide binding. The coding region runs from base 1 to 1104 and encodes 367 amino acids. The record is from RefSeq and is a predicted model, not a curated record.
AUGCUGGAAGGGAAAAACUUGAUAAAUUGGUCAUCUACCUCCACGGUAUUGGGUAACCUGUUGGAUUACAAUCCAACUCGUCGGCUCGAUCUGCGGGACGAGCACAUUUGCGAAAAACUCGAAACUGAGGUCGUGAAUGGCGUCCCAAGAGUUACCUCCGCUAUUGUCAAGAAUCUUACUAAGCCUCGAACACCGGAGGACCCUGAGGAUAAAAUCAGGAUCAAAGCCAAGUACGUGGUUGUUUGCGCCGGGCCAAUUCUCACGCCGCAGCUCCUUUACAAAUCGGGAUUUAUCCCGGAAGACAAGGAUGAGCACCGGCCGGAUUUGUCGAAUGAACACAUGUAUCUUCCAGCAUUGGGACGGAAUCUGACCGAGCAGACAAUGUGCUUUUGUCAAAUAGUCCUGAAAGACGACUGGGUCAAGGAGCUUCAGGGAUCCAAAUGGGAUGAACAGUGCGCUGAACACAGAAAGAAGUUUGACAAAGACGCCGACCCUCUGCAAAUUCCAUUCGACGACCUAGAUCCUCAAAUCACGCUGCCUGUCGGCCCUGAGCACGAAUGGCAUACGCAGAUUCAUCGGGACGCGUUUUCCUAUGGUGCAGUUCCGCCUGCAAUUGAUACACGCACCAUCGUUGAUCUCCGAUUUUUUGGCCAGGCCAAGCCGAACUGGGACAAUCGAGUCAAGUUCUCGCAGAAGCUCACAGGCGCAUAUGGCAUGCCCCAGCCCACAUUCGUUUACAAGCCCGAUGAACAAGACCGCAUGGACAGCCAUAGGAUGAUGAAGGACAUGGAAGAGGUAGCAGGUGUAUUGGGAGGAUAUCUUCCGGGCUCAGAACCACAAUUCCUUUCUCCCGGCUUAGCUCUUCAUGUUUGCGGUACGACCAAGUCUCAAAAGAGAGAUCCGAAGAAGGAAGACUCCCAACAAAAAGAAUUUUCGUGUUGUGAUGAGCAUUCUAAGAUAUGGGGAAUCGAAAACCUUUACGUUGGCGGUCUCAACGUUAUCUCGGGCCCCAAUGCAUCGAAUCCAACUUUGACAGCGAUGUGUCAUGCAAUCAAGGGAGCAGAAGCCAUACGCCACAAGCUUAAGCGAAAGCAGAAGGCCUAG